GUCAGGGAAACGUCAAAUUUUGACAAUCUUCAGUAAAAAUAUUUCUUUUCAACAGCUUCAAGUAAAUUAAUUAAAAAGCUUGCAUUGUGCAACAAAUUCAUAUAUUAUGUGCAUAUAAAUUACCCUUUCACUCUUCCCAACUGAUUUUCACGUUUCAGGAAGGUUUGCAGUAGUUCCAACAGAAGGAUGCGCCCCAUUGCGCUGCGUUCAAUAAUUUGUUUUCAUACACGUCACGAUUAAAAUACCCUUGCAAACGAUCGGAAUGCUUGUGAGGUUUCACCUUUUAAUUAAAUCUAUCAUCCUCUGGUAAAAUGCAAUCAAACUCAAAAACCAAAGAGAUGUUUAUAUUGAGGGCCUUGGAGAAAAUAUUGAAUGACAAGGAGAUCAAGAGAUCUCACCAUUCGCAACUGAAAAGGGCAUGCGAAGCUGCUUUAGAACAAAUUAAGAAUGAGACAUCAACAGAACAGAAAGAAACAUCUCCAACAGAAGACAAAGUCUCAGAUGCUUUGCCCCAACCAAAAAGUGGAAAUGUCAGUGCACUUACCACUGAGAAAUACUUUCUUCCCUUUGAAUUGGCUUGCCAAAGCAAAUCUGCCAGGAUUGUGGUGACUGCAUUGGAUUGCCUUCAAAAGCUGAUUGCUUAUGGUCAUCUGACUGCUAAUGUACCUGACUCGACCACACCUGGGAAACUGCUGAUUGACCGCAUUGUCGAGACAAUAUGUGCUUGUUUCACUGGACCCCAAACAGAUGAGGGUGUUCAGCUGCAAAUAAUAAAAGCCUUAUUGACGGUAGUUACUAGUCAACAUGUGGAGGUACAUGAAGGGACUGUUCUCAUGGCAGUUCGAACAUGCUACAACAUAUUUUUGGCUAGCAAAAAUCUUGUCAAUCAAACUACAGCACGAGCCACAUUGACGCAGAUGCUGAACGUCAUUUUUACGAGGAUGGAGAACCAGGCUCUAGAAGCGGAAAUACAAGCGGAACUUCAGGCAAAUGUGCCUAAUGAAACGAAAAUAUGCAAUGGCAGUGCUUCAGAAUUCAAAGAAGCAAAUACAAUAAAACUUGAAAUUCCUCAAGUUAAGGAGGUGGAUAAUAAUUCUGAGUUAGUUGUGGCUGAGAUUUUAGAUGGAGUUCUAGACAGAGUAAUGAACGAAGUCACAGAGAGAAAAAGUUCGACUACUGUGAAUAGCAGUGGCGAUAAUGAGACCCAGAGUGUUACUUCCUCUAUCACAAGGAUACCAUCCCAGGAAAGUAUGGACACACAAAGCGAAAAUGAUUGUGCUGUUACAGCUAAGUUUGCCCACAUUCUUCAAAAAGAUGCUUUCUUGGUGUUCAGAGCAUUAUGCAAACUUUCCAUGAAACCCCUUCCUGAAGGUACACCAGAUCCCAAAUCCCAUGAGCUGAGAUCAAAGAUACUGUCUCUGCAACUGUUGUUAUCUAUUUUACAAAACGCUGGACCAGUCUUCAGGUCCAAUGAAAUGUUCAUAACAGCGAUAAAGCAGUACCUGUGCGUGGCUUUAUCUAAAAACGGCGUAAGCUCCAUUCCAAAAGUUUUUGAGCUAUCAUUGGCUAUCUUCCUGGCUUUGUUGUCAAAUUUUAAAUUGCACCUGAAGAUGCAGAUCGAAGUAUUCUUCAAAGAGAUCUUCCUUAACAUCCUGGAGACAUCAAACUCAUCUUUUGAGCACAAGUGGAUGGUAAUACAGGCACUCACCAGGAUAUGUGGUGAUGCUCAGAGCGUGGUUGACAUUUAUGUAAACUAUGACUGUGAUUUAGCUGCAGCAAAUUUGUUUGAAAGACUAGUCAACGAUUUAUUUAAGGUGGCACAAGGUAGACACUCAGUAGAACUGGGUGUGUCUCCAAAUCAAGAAAGAGCAAUGAAACUGAAGGGUCUCGAAUGUCUGGUAUCUAUAUUGAAAUGUAUGGUUGAAUGGAGUAAAGACUUGUAUGUUAAUCCUAACCUACAGUCCACGGUGGGCGAACAAGAGCCUAGAGAACAUGACAAUGCAUCACUGAGGAGUCAUGGUGGGUCUUCGAAUAGCCUGCAUUCGAGUGAGAGCAGUGGGAAUAAAGAGAUAUUGGACUCCCCAGAACAGCUGGAAGUUCUUAAGCAACAGAAAGAGGUUUGGGAGAUGGGCAUCAACAUAUUCAACAGAAAACCACGUAAGGGCAUAUCGUACCUCCAAGAGCAGGGGUUAUUGGCCACUAGUCAUGAAGAAGUCGCGAAAUUUCUACACACUGACGAUAGAUUGGACAAAACUUUCAUAGGGGAGUUUUUGGGGGAGAAUGACGAGUACUGCAAACAAGUCAUGUACGUUUACGUGGACGAAAUGGACUUCGCCAAUAUGGACUUUGUAGCUGCCCUCAGGCACUUUUUAGAUGGAUUCCGGUUACCAGGAGAGGCUCAGAAAAUUGACAGAUUAAUGGAAAAAUUCGCUAGCAGAUAUUGCGAAUGCAACCCCAGUAACACCCUGUUCGCUAGUGCUGACACAGCAUACGUGCUAGGGUUUUCCAUCAUCAUGUUGACCACAGAUCUGCAUUCGCCCCAAGUGAAGAACAAAAUGACAAAAGAACAAUACAUCAAGUUGAACAGAGGGAAUACGGAGAGCAAAGACGUACCUGAAGAGUAUCUGUCGCAGAUCUACGACGAAAUUGCCGGACACGAGAUCAAAAUGAAAAACACUGUAAACAAGCCAGGGAAACAGCAAAUCAACAGCGAGAAACGUCGAAAAAUCUUGUUUAACAUGGAAAUGGAAGCGAUCUCGACAGCAGCGAAAAAUUUGAUGGAAUCUGUUUCACAUGUCCAAGCGCCUUUUACAACAGCAAAACAUUUAGAACACGUCAGGCCGAUGUUCAAAAUGGCGUGGACGUCGUUCUUGGCAGCCUUCAGUGUAGGACUGCAGGAUUGCGACGACCCAGAGGUAGCAGCCCUGUGCCUAGACGGUAUCAGAUGUGCCAUCCGUAUCGUAUGCAUCUUCCACAUGACCUUGGAAAGGGACGCCUACAUCCAAGCCUUAGCCAGAUUCACGCUGCUCACAGCUAACUCGCCCAUCACUGAUAUGAAGGCCAAGAACAUUGACACUAUCAAAACGUUGAUCAUGGUGGCGCAUACCGACGGAAACUACCUUGGCACCAGUUGGUUGGACAUUUUGAAAUGUAUAUCUCAGUUGGAACUAGCUCAGUUGAUUGGCACAGGUGUCCGACCCGAGUUUCUUUCUGGGCCGGGCCACAAACCUCCAGAUCCCAGUACCAAGGAACACAUCGGACAAACAAGUUCCCAGAGCGUCGUAGUGGCCGUCGACAGGAUCUUCACUGGAUCAACAAGAUUGGACGGCGACGCCAUCGUAGAUUUCGUCAAGGCGCUGUGCAAAGUCUCGCUGGAAGAACUGGCUCAUCCUGGGCAUCCCAGGAUGUUUUCUUUACAGAAGAUCGUCGAGAUCUCCUAUUAUAAUAUGGGUAGGAUCCGUCUGCAAUGGUCGAAGAUUUGGCAGGUGCUAGGCGAGCACUUCAACACAGUAGGGUGCAACCCGAACGAAGAAAUUUGCUUUUUCGCUGUGGACAGCUUACGACAGCUCUCUAUGAAGUUCAUAGAAAAAGGAGAGUUUUCGAACUAUCGUUUCCAGAAAGAUUUUCUUCGACCCUUUGAAUACAUCAUGAAGAAUAACGUGUCGCCCACCAUUAGAGAUAUGGUGGUGAGGUGCGUCGCCCAAAUGGUUAAUUCUCAGGCGAAGAAUAUAAGGUCAGGUUGGAAGAAUAUCUUCUCAGUAUUCCAUCUGGCUGCUAGCGAUCAAGAAGAAGCCAUAGUCGAAUUGGCAUUCCAAACAACUGGAAAGAUUAUUACCGAACUGUACGAGAAGCAGUUCCCUAUCAUGAUUGAUUCAUUUCAGGACGCUGUGAAGUGCCUGUCAGAAUUCGCCUGCAAUGCUAGGUUUCCAGAUACCAGUAUGGAGGCGAUCCGACUCGUGAGGACGUGUGCUGCUAGCGUAAAUGAGGCCCCGAACCUGUUUGCCGAGCAUGGCGGAAUCGAAAAUGACGUAGCUGUUCCUGAAGAGGAUAGAGUUUGGGUUAGAGGAUGGUUCCCUCUGCUCUUUUCUUUAUCAUGUGUUGUUAACAGAUGCAAACUGGACGUACGUACCAGAGCUUUAACCGUCCUGUUCGAGAUAAUAAAAACGUACGGCAGCUCAUUCCAGCCUCACUGGUGGAAAGACCUGUUCAAAGUACUGUUCAGGAUAUUCGACAACAUGAAAUUACCCGAGAAGCAACCGGAAAAGGCAGAAUGGAUGACGACCACCUGCAAUCACGCUCUCUACGCUAUAGUCGACGUGUUCACGCAGUAUUUUGACGUAUUGGGUGCGCUGCUUUUGGAGGAGCUUUAUUCGCAGCUGCAUUGGUGUGUGCAACAAGAUAACGAACAGCUGGCAAGGUCUGGUACAAAUUGUUUGGAGAACUUGGUAAACUCAAAUGGCCAUAAGUUCGAUGAAACAACGUGGGAAAAGACGUGCCAAUGUAUGCUAGAUAUCUUCAACUCGACUAUCCCUGCAGCACUGUUAUCGUGGAAGCCUGAAUCUAUGAAAACAACCGCGAUAAUUGAACAAAACGGUGAUGUCAUAGUGAACAAGGGCAUACUAAAGAAAUCCAGUUACUACGACCCAAAUCUAGGCGGCGAUUUUCAACUUUUCAAUAGCCUAGCAAUCAGAAGUGCAGUUCAGUUGGAGUUGAUACAGACGAUAGACAACAUCAUCUUCUACCCAGCGACUUCUAGAAAAGAAGACGCGGAGACCCUAGCUCUGGCAGCUGCGGACAUCACUGGCAAUGGAUCGUUGUCAGAAUGUCAAAGGGAAGAGCAAGGAAUGUACAGGCUGUUGAAAUCCCCGCAUUUGUUGAAACUGAAUGAAUGUCUUCUGCAGUCGCACAGGUUUGCAAAAGCUUUCAACUUGAACCACGAACAGCGUAACCUACUAUGGAAAGCGGGUUACAAAGGUUCCUCAAAGCCGAAUCUCCUGAAACAAGAAACCCAGAGCUUGGCCUGCUCUCUUCGUAUCCUGUUCAAGAUGUACUGCGACGAAAGUAGGCAACAACAUUGGCCAGCUAUCGAAGCAAGCCUCAUACAAACCUGUCAAGAGGCGUUGGAGUAUUUUCUUAAUUUGCAGAGUGAGACGCAUAGGGAAGCUUGGACUUCAUUGCUGCUUUUAGUGCUGACUCGCCUGUUGAAAAUGCCGGAUAGUAGGUUUGCAGUGCAUGUAUCCAGGUACUACCCCCUCCUAUGUGAGAUAGUCUGCUUUGACUUGAAGGUAGAGCUACGAUCGAUCUUAAGAAGAGUGUUUUUGAGGAUAGGUCCAGUUUUCCACAUAACGGCCACAUAGUCAAAGAAGACACUCCACUUUACGCGAUAAUUAGUUAGACUCGACUAAUAAAGCUAGUUUCUUGUGAUAUUCUACAAAAUAAAUUAUUGGCCAUCAUUGUAAAUAUGAUGUAGGUUAUGGUGUACUAAGUGGAGAUGGUAUUAAAUCAUCAGGUCGACCUUAAUGUUUUGUUACGUUGGUAAUCUACUUAUAUAAUAAACGUUUUAUAAACGUCAGUAUUAUAGCAUAUGAUAUGCAUAUGAUUUUAUGCAAAGUAACUGAGAUGUUCAACUCCAAAUCAAAUACCGUUUUAUUUGAAUGGCAAGAAAUGUACCUAUUUGGCAUGUACAAUGGCAGUUGGAGCGCUGGUUUUGCGCUUGUAUAUAGUGACAACAGUAGUGAGGAAAGUGAUUCUUCUCUGUAUCUAGAAGUUAGCUUUCAGUGUUCGAUGAAAUUUUUUUAUUACUAUUGGUGCAUUUCUGAAAAUCUGCAACUGAAGGUUUGUAAAAUCUUGACCUAAAAAAUUCGACAAUCUCGAGAAAACAUAUAAACAACCAACAAAUAAUUGUAUCUCCCUCCAUAUAGAGGUGCGAUACUUGUGCUUCAGCGGCCAAUAGUAGGUAACAGUUGAUGUUUACGGUUAUAUCCCAAUAACCUUAAUGUCAGUGAAUAUGUUUUGAGAUCAGUAUCGCCAUGUAUGGUGGCAGAGGAUGCAAUACAUCGACGUUAUACUAACAUAAACAUUUAAUGGCAAGUGAUGUAAUUAUUCGAUAUUUUUGCUAGAGGUUGUACGUUGAAAGAAUGUAGCUGUAAGUUUAUAAUGAAUUUGUGUAAUCAAUAUGUAUAUAUUGUUCAUUUAAUAAAUGUUAGAUAUUCAGAUUUUGCGGUACAUAUGUAGUCUGAUAAAUAUGAGAAUACCGUAUAUGAAAGAAGGCACUAAGUUAAAGUCCCGUCAAAAAUUUCUGAAAAAUCUCAGAAUUUAUUUUGAUGCCGCACUACAUCCUAAAAUACGUGACACAUUUUUCUCCUUAAAGCGGCUUUUUAAAUUCAAUAAUUGAAUUAUCACGGAUUCCAAUUUUAGGAUGAACUUGACAUAUAAUUGGUGGUUUCAAAAUUCUGUACAUUCCUUUAAUGUCGAUACACUAGUGAUAUGAUUAGCAAGUAGAUACUGUAUUUUAAACUUCGCUUAACAUAGGUCACUUAUUACAAGACCGAAAUCUUGAAAUACCCAGUGAUAUCAAGUUUAGUAAUAUACGCGUAUUGCUCAGAUGGUGAAGUACAACGUAAUCUGUAUGAGCAAAACACGUUUUACGAGAACAUUUUGCUUUUUAUAGCGUUUUGUCAGUUUCUAAUAGCCGUAUUUUCGAUGCUGGUUUUUAUUUAAAAUAGGGAACUCUACUUUUGCAAAAUAAUUUUCUUCAAGAUACGGUACUCUCAAUUUCCUGUUACAAUGUUGUACCUGCAAAUGCUGUACGCAUAUAGCUAUACAUUUGUUAUUGUGCCUUUUAUCAUUAUUGUAAUUUAUAUAUUCUAAUCAACGCAAUAUCAAAUAUUAAUGUAUUGAAAUCAAACGUGUUCAAAUCUAAAGGAUAAUUGGAGCAAACACUUGUAUCUAACUAUAUGAAGUCCUUGUAUUGUCCUCUAUUCAAAUUUCUCUCAUUUGUAUUUGAAUGGAAAAAUUCAAAUAACUCUUGAAAGUAAUAACCCUUAUUAUUCCUUAUUUAUAAAGAUGCAGACUUCUUUUGGUUUUGGCAACAUUUCUGGAACAAAAAUUCCGUGAAUAUUUUAUAUUGUUCAGUUGAAGAGGAACAAAUCAAAACUGUCGGUGAAAUUGAAACGUACUUAAUAUAUUGAUGUUAUAAUAUAAAUAAAAUUAUUGAGCAGUGCAUUUAUCAUUUUUGACAUCUAUUAUCCUCUGUAUUUGAACAUAACAGGUUUGAAUGCUUAUUGUCAAUACGUUAUUUAGACAUGUAUAUUUAUGCAAAUCUUCGUUAAAAUCAAUUUUUGUUUUAAAAUACAAAUAUAAAGCUCGUUUUAAUGACGUAUUUGUUUUACUGCCAUUCUCCGCCUUUGAAGUUGUUGUUUAAGACAAUAGUUAUCAUAAAACUUAUUCCUUCAGAUCAGUUCAUAUAUGGCAAUUCUACAGGGUGGACAAUAUAUAACUGACAUUUAAAUUGCGAGCAAUUUUUGAUACACGCAUUUCAGUAGGUGGCACCGUAGUAGUUGUUUAAAGCACAUUUGUCCAGUUCUUUAACGGCUCCUGACUUUUUUAUGGGUAUUUUUGAAAAGUAGGGUUGAUGCCAACAAACCAAAUACUGUAGAACAGCUGAAGAACAAAAUUACGGAAGCGAUUGAAAAUAUUCCUCCCGAAACCUACCAAAAAGUGAUGGAAAAUGUAAUCAUGAGGACUCAGGUUUGCGCGGCUACUAGAGGCGGACAUUUGUCUGAUAUUUUUC
This is a messenger RNA of Acanthoscelides obtectus, 7792 nucleotides long. NCBI's taxonomy places the organism in Eukaryota, Metazoa, Arthropoda, Insecta, Coleoptera, Chrysomelidae. The record is from the annotation of a GenBank genome assembly.